Molecule: messenger RNA, 2947 nt
Organism: Silurus meridionalis
Lineage: Eukaryota; Metazoa; Chordata; Actinopteri; Siluriformes; Siluridae
Product: C2H2-type zinc finger protein
Exons: 9
Coding region: 272-2845 (857 amino acids)
Source: RefSeq, a predicted model, not a curated record
UAAAAAACCUUAAGGAAGCUACUGAAACAUCCGGUGAUGUGUUCAACAGCUCCAGGAAUUUCUUGCCUAAUUGUAUUGUUCUUCUAAACACCAGAUUUGCUGCUCACAAACGCGUUCUGGAGAAGCAGUUUGUUUCAUUUGUAAGGUGAGGUGAAAGCUGCACGAUUCCGUGGAGAAACCAGAGUCCAGCCAGGCUGUGGGGAUGGAAGUUUUAGGGCAGGAGAACACCAAGGAGGUGAUGAUGGUGUGAGGGAAAACUCCUUGGGACAUCAUGAUGCUUAUCGAUGUGGAUGUUGUUCCAGAUCCUCCUCUCCUGGCCUCUCUGCGUCUCCUGAUCCCACCUCUGCGCCUGAUCUCGGCAGUCCUGUGGCGGGUCGUGCAGCAGCAGGAUGUAAUGCAGUACGGGAUGCUCGCCGACUUCGUGACGUUGGUUACUGAAGCCGUGCCGGAGCUUUUUAGUCCAACCAACGCUGUUCAGCUUGUUCUGGGCCUGAGAGCAAAGCUAAUUCUGGAGCUGUGCUACAGGGAUGAACCGGCAGACGCGUGUGUCCAGCCUCACCUCAACAGCGUCCAGACGGUUCUUCGUCUGGUCAAACAGGUGGAGAGCACGGGGUUCGAAGAGGCAGGAGAUCACUUUGUGGAAGUGGUUGAGACGCUCAUCAAAGAUGCUGAGCAGAAAGAACAUUUCUUCCAGAACGUGUUUCCAGUGGUGUUUGGCCCCAGCUAUGACUCCGCCCUUCAGAGAUUGCUGUGGGACUUCCUGUCCCGACUGGAGCGCUUCCUGCCAGUGCCAGACCUCCUUCAGACGGCGGCCUGGAUCAGGUCCGAGUCUUCUGCUUUGAAAGACUGUGAGGAAUCCAUCAGGAACCCAGAAAACUUGAAAUCGCUGCUCCAUCACCAUAAGUGCCUUGGACAUCUGGACACAUGUGUCUCCUCAUCAUUGGCGCGAGAUGGUGACUGCAUCCUGAGCGCUUUGUCUGGAAAAAAACCCAGAGUGGCUCAGAUGAAGCCAAGCGAUGGUCCACAUGCUCCAACUCCUCCCAGUGAAAUGACCAUGUGUCUGAUGGACGCAACCGACGUCGAGACGGUCGUCGUGACAUCCGACUGGACGGGGAUCGAAAUAUGUUCAAACCAAGACGAGGAUGAAGAAGAUCCGCAUCUCGGUGCCGACUGCAAGGAGUCUAAAGGGAACACAGAGGAACGUGAAAUCCGAGCCGAGAAAAUCACAGAGAAGCGUUUGGAAGAUCGCAAUGGAUCUGUAGGUUGCAGGACUGCAGGAGAAGAAGAACUGCAAUGCGAUGCUGAGGAGAGCCCGAGUAUCACUUCUCCUGUGAAGUCUACCCAAACCGUGACCCGCAGGUCCGCUCGGAAACCUAAGCAGACGUGGAAGUUGAAAUUAGUCAACCUUCAGACGCAGAAACGAAAGAAUGGUGCGGAAACCCGACACAAGCGAGAGAAAACAUUGAGGAGCUCCAGAGAUGAGACGGAGAUACGCCGAGAGCAGGUCGCUUCAGAUGAUGGAGAUGCUGCUGAGACAUCGGGAUCUGCUGAUCACGUCACAAGCGACAGAAAUGCAGUUUUUGCAGAGCUCUCGUCCAGGACGUUCUCCUGCCCUCAGUGCCCGUUUACACACGUUCAGGAGCGCUACGUGAAAAGUCACAUGAAAAAAGUUCACCCGGUUUCACCGUCGACCGGCGAGAAAGAGCCUCACGUGUGUUGCGUGUGUGGUAAAGGUUACCGUUACCCGGGCAUGCUGAGGGCGCACGAGCGCAGCCACACGGGCGAGCAGCCCUUCCAGUGUACGGCGCCCCACUGUGGCCGGCGCUUCUCCUACGUUCAAGCUCUACGGCGCCAUCGUUUGGUUCAUGGCCACAAAAACACCUCUGAAGAGGCAGACGAGACUGAAGACUGGAUGUACAGCUGCCUGUACUGCAGCGAGAGCUUCAGCUCGCUCAGCGCUCGCCGCGAGCACCACAAGACUCAUCCUGAGGAUGAACUGAAGCGCUGCAGCGACUGCGGGAAGAGGCUGAGCUGUCAGGCAGCGCUGAUCCGGCACAAGCGAGGCCACGUGGGCGAGCGCCAGCACAGGUGUCUGCUCUGCAGCUCCAGCUUUGUUUGCGCUACGAGUUUCAAGCGCCACAUGAUGGUGCACAAGCCUGAGCGUCCGUACCGCUGCAGCUGCGGGAAAGGCUUCACCUACAAAGGCGCUCUGGUCUCUCAUCAGCGCACUCACACGGCCGAGCGGCGCUACAGGUGUUCCCGGUGCAGCAGGUGCUUCCUUUACCCCGGAGAACUCCGGAAGCACGAAAGGACGCACUCGGACGAGAAACCGUACCUGUGCCCGCACUGCGGAAAGAGUUUUAAAAGAGAGAGGAUUCUCAGAGCGCACGUAGCCGGCCACACCGAGGAUAAAAUCUUCAAAUGCUCCACAUGCGACAAAAGAUUCUCCUAUAAAGCGAGCCUGACGAGGCACGAGCUCACGCACACGGGCGAACGGCCGUUCCUCUGCUCAGACUGCGGCAAAACGUUCUUCUCGUUCGGCGAGCUGCUGAAACACCAGCGCUACCACACAGGGAUCAAACCGUUCCAGUGCUCACACUGCGACAAGAGCUUCACUCAGGCCUGCUACCUGCAGCUGCACACCAGGUACCACACAGGAGUGCGACCCUACACCUGCCCCCAGUGCAACAAGAGCUUCUUCACUUCCUGUCGCCUCAAACGACACGCGCAGAUCCACACGGACGAGAAGCCGUUCGAGUGCGCCGAGUGCGGCAAGAGGUUCAGACAGGCGUACGUCCUGAAAGUCCACCGCCGCACUCAUUUGGAGAAAGAACUCAGGGUUUAGUGGACUUUUAUUUUCACUGUUUGUUUUAUUUCUUAUAUUUUGCUUUUCGAAAAAACCUGCACUUUCCUUCUGAAUCGGUUAAUAAAUAAGAUUUUUGGUCAA